Anguilla anguilla (European eel) is the source of this 1129-nucleotide messenger RNA. Its product is annotated as Golgi apparatus membrane protein TVP23 homolog B-like. Gene Ontology annotation, cellular component: Golgi membrane. The coding region runs from base 80 to 679 and encodes 199 amino acids. NCBI's taxonomy places the organism in Eukaryota, Metazoa, Chordata, Actinopteri, Anguilliformes, Anguillidae. The transcript has 7 exons. Gene Ontology annotation, biological process: protein secretion; vesicle-mediated transport. The record is from RefSeq and is a predicted model, not a curated record.
CAAUUUCCGCUUUUAAUCCCUCAGGCACGAGGAGUUUGUUUACGAACACGUCAUCAGGAAGUGUUCACUACAAUCCGAAAUGAUUGGACAGUACGAAGACGACGUCCCACUGUUCGAUGAAGAUGAUUCGACCAGAAAACAGAGGAGUUCAAAUAUUAAACACCCGCUGGCCUCCUUCUUUCAUCUGUUCUUCCGUGCGAGUGCCAUCCUGGUCUACCUGCUGUGUGAGGUCCUGAGCAGCAGCUUCAUCGCGUGCAUGGUCACCAUCAUCCUCCUCCUCUCCUGUGACUUCUGGACAGUAAAGAAUGUCUCCGGCAGGCUGAUGGUGGGAUUGAGGUGGUGGAACCGUGUGGAUGAUGAUGGGAAGAGUCACUGGGUGUUUGAGGCCCGUAAGCAGGGAACCGGGAGGAAGGUGCCCUCGAGCGCAGAGUCCCGUAUCUUCUGGCUGGGCCUGGUCGUCUGCCCCAUCGUCUGGGUCUUCUUUGUGUUCAGCACCCUCUUUUCCUUUAAGAUUAAGUGGCUGGCGGUAGUGAUCAUGGGCGUGGUGCUGCAGUGGGCCAACCUGUACGGGUACGUCCGCUGCAAAGUGGGCGGCGGGACCAACCUGAAGAACGUGGCCACCAGCUACUUUGGCCGACAGUUCUUUAAGCAGGCAAUGAAUAAAGAAGAAGAGUUAUAGAGAGACAACACUCAACUGGACACAGUUAAUAUGUUCCUUUGCAUCACGGCACUUUCUCAGCGUGAUUUCUGAAAAUGCCUUUUCCUUAAAGGAUCUCUUACCGUACGGAAAGGAAUAAUUUUUUUCCCACUCUUGUGUAAUCAAGUUCUAAACCUGCUGUAACACCAUGACAACGAAAACAACUGACAGUUUUAUCUGGAGAAUAAUGUUCUACAGAUGUAUUCUACGGUAUAAUGUUUUAUAUAUUUACUGGACUCCGGUGCCUCUGUGGUCGGUUGUUAUCUUCUGAAAGUUGUUGAAUAUAUUGUUAUAUAUUACAUGAGAUGUCUGUACCUUUCUGAUAUCCAGGAAAGAAGACAUUUAUAAAUACCUCUGUAUGGAAACAAUGACAGAUGUAUACAGCCUUUUCUGUUUUUAAUAAAAUUAUAUUUCUUAGAUGAGGAAAAAGUU